Molecule: messenger RNA, 1083 nt
Organism: Bathycoccus prasinos
Lineage: Eukaryota; Viridiplantae; Chlorophyta; Mamiellophyceae; Mamiellales; Bathycoccaceae
Exons: 1
Coding region: 1-1083 (360 amino acids)
Molecular function (GO): dioxygenase activity
Source: RefSeq, a predicted model, not a curated record
AUGGACGAGAUACCGACCAUCGAUCUGUCCCCGUUCGUGUUCCAAGGAGGAGGAAGAGGAGAUGAUGAUUAUAAAGGUGAAACGAUUGUUGUUCUCGAUGAAGCGAAGCGGAAAUGCGCUGACGCGCUCGGGAAAUGCUUCAAAAGGCACGGAUUUUGCUACUUGGAAAACGUGGGAUUGGAGAAAGAGGACAUCGAGUCCGUCUUUCGAGAGGCGAAGCUGUUCUUCGAAGGUCAGUCGACGGAACACAAAGAGGGAGAGCUCGUGCAGUGGGAACCGAAGACGAACACGGGGUACGCGAAGUACCGAGCGGAGGUGUUGAACGAUUUAAGACUACCAGACGAGAAGGAAACGUUCAGCGUGAGAAAGGACUCUUUGUACAAAGAUCGAGACUAUUUCGAAAACGUGAAAAGAAAGAAAGAGUGGAAAGAAGUCACGAAGAGGUUUUACGACAAAUGCGAGAGGGCGUGCGAAAGCUUGUGCUUGGCGACGGCAGUCGCGCUUGGAUUUGAGAAGGACGUGAGGUUCUUCGCGGAUACCUUUCGCGAGAUGGAUUUGUGCACCUUGAAAAUUUUGCACUCGAUGCCGACGAAAACGACGGAGAUAAGCGAGAAAGUUGGGAAUAAAAUGUCGUUGAGAGUGAGUGAACACGUGGACUUUGGGUUCGCGACGUUUCUGUUCCACGAUUCGGAAUCUUUAGGAAGAGGUUUACAGGUGAAAAAAGCGUCGCGGUUCGAUCACGGGAGAGACAAUCUCGAGGAAGGUUGGAUCGAUGUCGCGGCAAAGAGAGGAUCGCGGGGGAACUGUUGUAUUUUAAACACCGGAGCUUUACUCCAACGAUGGACGGGAGAUUUCUACAACGCCACGGCGCACAGAGUCAUCGUUCCGGACGAGAUUGCCGCAAUGCAACACAGGUAUUCGUGCGCGUUCUUCAUGGAUCCAGACGGUGAGACGGUGAUUAAAACGCCCGAAGAGAUUCGAGAUAAGCUCAUCGAACGAGGCGUAGACGUCGAUAAAUACCCUCCGCUGUCGUGCGCUGAGUUUUUGAAGAUGAAAAUAAACGAAAUGGCGGUGAAACAAUAA